Messenger RNA from Rosa chinensis, 1275 nucleotides. RefSeq names its product probable aspartic proteinase GIP1. Lineage: Eukaryota; Viridiplantae; Streptophyta; Magnoliopsida; Rosales; Rosaceae. The record is from RefSeq and is a predicted model, not a curated record. Gene Ontology annotation, molecular function: aspartic-type endopeptidase activity. The coding region runs from base 1 to 1275 and encodes 424 amino acids. Gene Ontology annotation, biological process: proteolysis. The transcript has a single exon.
AUGACUUCUCCUUCUCUUUCCCUCCCUCCGGCCCUCGUAGCGCCGAUCUCAAAAGACCACUCUACUCUCCUCUACUCCCUCUCCCUCUACCUCAAAACCCCUCUCCAACCCACCAAGCUCCACCUCGACCUCGGCGCCGCCUUCACCUGGCUCGACUGCACCAAACCCUACUACAACUCCUCCACCUACCUCCACGUCCCCUGCGGCUCCCCUCUCUGCGACUCGCUUCACUCUUUUGCUUGCGGCAACUGCUACGAACCGCCCGGCCCGCAUUGCGCCAACGACACGUGCUCUCUCUACCCGGAAAACCCUGUCUCCGGCAAGGCCACCUUGGACAACGCGCUCCUCGACGCUCUCGCCCUCCACACCACCGACGGCUCCGCUCCGGGUCGACUCGCUCUCCUCCCCCAGUUCGCUUUCUCGUGUUCCACCUCUUCUCUUCUCAAAGGCCUCGCCAAGAAAGUCAACGGCCUGGUCGCCCUAGGAAGGUCAAACCACUCCCUCCCGGCGCAGGUUAGCACCGCCCUCUCUCUGCCUCACUAUUUUGCCCUGUGUCUCUCCGGUUCGGUCAAUGCUUCUGGUGCAGCUUUCUUCGGAUCCAAAGGGCCUUACAUUUUUAACAAAAUCGACGUCUCAAAGUCGCUUAUUUACACUCCGCUGGUUUUGAACCCCGUCACGCGCACCGUAGUGAAGUAUGGUCCUUCCGACGAGUAUUUCAUCGGCUUGACUGCCAUAAAAGUCAACGGGAAAACGGUGCCGUUAAACAACACGUUAUUAAGCAUUGAUCGGGAUUCCGGCUUCGGCGGGACCACGUUAACUACGGAUGCUCCGUACACCGUAAUGGAAACUUCUAUCUUCAAAGCUUUUGUUGAGUUGUUUGUGCGGGAAUCCUCUGCUUUGAACCUCACGAGAACGAAUGUGGUGAAGCCAUUCGGUGUGUGCUACCUUGCGACAGAUAUCGUGAGUACUCGUGCGGGGCCUGCUGUUCCGACCGUUGAUCUCGUGAUGGAGAGGGAGGAUGUGAUUUGGAGGAUUCUAGGAUCGAAUUCAAUGGUCAAGAUUUCGAAGAAAGGAGGAGUGGAGUUGUGGUGUUUGGGGUUUGUGGACGGUGGGGCCAAACCUAGGUCUUCGAUCAUGAUCGGAGGGCAUCACAUGGAGGAUAAUCUCCUGCAAUUUGAUCUCGAGUCCAAGAGGUUUGGGUUUAGCUCAUCAGUUUUGCUCCAAGGAACAAAAUGUGCCGAUUUCAAUUUUGCUUCAGCAAAAGUUAAUUUGUAA